Molecule: messenger RNA, 6189 nt
Organism: Pogoniulus pusillus (Red-fronted tinkerbird)
Lineage: Eukaryota; Metazoa; Chordata; Aves; Piciformes; Lybiidae
Gene: FRMPD1
Product: FERM and PDZ domain containing 1
Exons: 15
Coding region: 1-4659 (1552 amino acids)
Cellular component (GO): cytoskeleton; cell cortex; plasma membrane
Molecular function (GO): protein binding
Source: RefSeq, a predicted model, not a curated record
AUGGAAGAUUUGGAGACUGACUUAAUCCAGACACGGAAAGUGUGCAGAAUAGAGCAAAUGGUGGCAAAAUGGCUCCAUCGUGCUCGGGAUGGUGCCUCCAGGGGCAGAGUGUCUAUGACAGACAGCACUAGUGAUGGCAGUGGCCAGCCUGCCAGUCGUGUUAAACUUACUGUGACAGUAUACAAAGAUUUGGUCCUUGGUCAUUAUGGCUUUGAGAUCUGUCCAAGCCUUCCUCUUACAAUUGCAUCUGUCACAGCAGGGAGCACUGCUGAAGGGAAGCUGCAGCCUGGUGACCAGCUCCUCAUGAUAAACUCAACAGCAGUGGACGACGUGUCUGUGGAGCGAGCAGCUGACAUCAUCAGGGAGGCUGGUGACGAGCUCCUCCUAACCGUCCUGCGCUGCACAUUGGGCGGGCCUAAGUCAUCGUUUCUCACUGCAGAGAAGAGGGCGAGGCUGAAGACGAACCCGGUGAAAGUGCGUUUUGCGGAGGAGGUGCUGGUGAACGGACACACACAGGGGAAUUCUCUUCUUUGCAUGCCCAAUGUUCUCAAGGUAUACUUGGAAAACGGACAGACAAAGGCUUUCAGGUUUGAGACAAGCACUACUGUGAAGGACAUUAUUCUCACUCUGAAGGAGAAGCUGUCCCUCCGCAGCAUCACACAUUUUGCUCUCGCUCUGGAGGAGCAGUACAAUGUGGCCAAGAUCCACCUGCUGCAUGAGGAUGAGCUCAUUGAGCAGGUGGUCCAGAAGAGAGAAUCUCAUGAUUGUCGAUGUCUCUUCAGAGUUUGCUUUGUCCCAAAGGAUCCCUUAGACCUCCUUCAGGAAGACCCAGUUGCUUUUGAGUAUCUCUACCUGCAGAGCUGCAGCGACGUGCUUCAGGAGCGAUUUGCUGUGGAAAUGAAAUGCAGCGUGGCAUUACGUCUGGCUGCUCUACACAUACAGGAGAGGAUCUGUGCUUGUGCUCAGCCUCAGAAAGUGUCCUUGAAAUACAUUGAGAGGGACUGGGGAAUCGAAAACUUUGUCUCACCAACAUUGCUUCGGAACAUGAGGGGCAAGGACAUAAAGAAAGCCGUCAGCUACCACAUGAAGCGGAACCAGGUGCUGCUGGACCCUCGGCAGAAGCAUAUGGUGAUGGCAGUCCAGGUGCGCCUUAGCUACCUGCAAAUACUGGGAGACCUGAAGAUGUAUAAUGGGAGGAUCUUCAAUGCCACCUCGAUGCUACAGGACAGAGAAUCAUACAUUGCCUUGCUGGUGGGCGCCAAGUAUGGGGUGAGCCAGAUUGUCAAUAACAAGCUCAACAUUGUGAGAACUCUGGCUGAGUUUGCAAACAUCAGCAGGCUAGAGCUUGCCGAAGAGUCUGAGAAAGUGAGCAUGGUGAAAAUCUACCUGCAGGACCUGAAGGUGCUGACCCUGCUGCUGGAAUCAAGCAGUGCAAAAGAUCUUGUCUGCCUCAUCACUGGCUACUACAGAGUCUUUGUGGAUGCCAAUGUCUCCAUAUUUACCUGGGCAGAGAAGAAGCAGCAACUGCACCGUGUGUCAGCUGAAGAAGGGUAUGAAUCUCGAACCUGCAGUGACUCUGAAGAGUCCUGGGAGCUUGAUUCCUCCUCAGACCAUGGCUUGGACAUUCCUGCAGCAUACUACAGCACCCAUCCAGUGUGCCACGAGGAUGAGCUGGGAGAGAUCCAUAGCCUGCAGAAGGACAGCACAAAACCCCAGGCUGGAGGAAAUGACCAAUGUGAUGGGGGAGAUAACACCACAGACAGUACAUCUGAGGCUUCGGAUUCAGCAAACACUGAGAGCCGGGGAUUUAAGACAAGUGGCUCCAGUGACUCUCUAGAUGCACUGGAGGAAGAUGAGUUGGAAGCUUGCCUUUCCUCCAGACCAGAGAUCUUCCACUUCUACACACCAGCAGUGCAGGAGAUGAGCAGCUCAGACAAGCGCUUCUUCCCCAUUCAUGCUGCAGGGAGCUCCAGCAGGGCAGAAACCAGAGAUUAUUUCUGCUUCUUGCAGGUGUCACAUGCAGAGGAGCCUGAGUGUGAAAAGAGCCCCUCUGAGCAGAGAGAAGAGGACACUGGUGUGUCUGUGCUGGAGGCUGAGCUGUCUGAGAGAAACACCAUGGGCUACUACAGCCUGUGCUACAGUACAUCCCCUGCAGGUAGUGCAGAGAGGAGCAGCACCAGCCACAGCCCUCAAAGAAGCCCUUGGAAAGAUGAGUCUGCCCAGGAAGAGGCACCGUGUGGAACAGAGCCAGCAACAGAGGCCAGUGACCUUACACUGGAGCCACCUCCAGGCUUUGGUGACACCAGCUCUGAGGAGGAGUUCUAUGAUGCUGCAGACAGACUCAGCCCCCCAGAUACCCUGGAAGGCUUCUAUAUGACAUCCUGGCAGGGUACAGACUCGUGCAUCCUAAAGAAACCAAGGUGCUACAGCUCAGGAGAAAAUGUGAUGACAAGACAGACUGCAAAUGAGAAGGGGCUAGCAAAUGCCAAGAGCCUGAGGAAGAGAAGAUCUUUCCUGCAAACUGAUUACACCUCACAGGUCACUUUCCCCUUGGAUUUGCCAGGCUCUCUGCAGGGAUGUUCCUCUUGGCCAUCAACUGCCUCACUUCUUGCUCAGCCACCAGCUUCACCCUCCUCAGAGACCAUGAAGAAGGAUGCAGACUUGGGAUGUCAUGCUGCCAUCUGGCCCCAGAAAGACAGUGCUAGCAGAAAUACCUCCUCUGACACAGUGCGAAUGGAGCUGGACACCAUGGAAACAAAGUCAGUGACUGACCUGGUGAUCUCUUCCCUUUCAGCUGUUCAGCUGCAGGGUGACCAGCGCAGAGCAGGGAGUGCAGGUGUGGCCACACAUGUGAACAGUGGCCUCCAGCCUGCACAUGCUGUACAUCUACCUUUCCUAUCCCUGGAGGAAGCUCUGCCUCUUCCUGAAGGACAAAGCAGAGCUGCCCACGAAAGUUGGUCUAUGAAGAAAAAUGCAGUGAGUGAUGAGAGCUGCAAGGCCACUGGAGGCUGGCUGACCCAAGUGGCGCUGAACAAAGUGAGUGAGGUGAUGACAGCCCAGCACAAGGCUGGUGAGGUACCUCCAUUCCAAGGCCAGGAGGUGACCUAUGCUGCUAAUGGACACACACUGCCACCCUCAGCUCAUGGUUCCAGUGUGGCCCCUCCCCAUGAGGUGGACCAGGACAAGAAGACUGCUGGGAGACAAGCAGUGUCCAACGGGCCUGGCCCAGCACCCUGUGAAGAGAGAAGAGCCCAUGGUGACAGUUGUGCUGGACACAGCAGUGACAGUGCCUUGUCAAAAAGCAGAGAAGUGGUAAAGAAGAAGGCCCUCUGGAAUAUGCACAACAAAAGCCACGUGGGCUUUCCAGAGGCGAGCCAACUCGUAGCAGAUUGCAGCAGCACUUCAGGGAUUCUAACUCGCCUGUCCUGGCUCUCAUCUGGGGCGAGGACAGACGUCACAUCACCCAGCCUAACUCAGGAAAGGGCCGACAACCCACAAGAGCUUCCGGCCUCUCAGAACACCAGUGUUUGCCUGCGGGCAGAUGCUGUCAGAAAGGAGAUGCCAGCUUCUCCAGCUGGACCACUCUCUGAGAAAGUGGUGGCAAGCAGUGAGGAGCUGAGUGAAGCAGAGCCCAGAGAAGAUGCAGGAAGUGUGGCUCACAAACAGCUGUGGCCUGUUCAGACUCCUCUUGACAGGGAAGAGAUUACUGAGGUGGAGAAAGGCUCUCUUCUGACUCCAUCUUCUCCUGGGUUUUCCAUCUCCUCAGGCACAAUUCCCCUGGGCUCACUGGAAAAAAGAGCAGGAGACUAUGGGAUUUCAAAACACUCCUCCUUCUGCUUUAACCAAGAAAAGAAUGAGAAGACACUUUUUAACCCCAUCGUGAUCAGGUCCUUGGGUUUUCCCACAGACAGGAAGACAUCACCACAGCUUGGGAUAGGCAAGAGCAGCUGUCACCUGUCCUGUAUCAGCUGUUUCCACCAGCCUGAUGACAAGAGGGAGCAUGAAAUCACUGUCCCCAUAUGCAGCACAAUUCUGGGGCCCUUCACCACCCCACCAUCCAGCAGCUGUAGUCUUCUUGGGACCCCUGUUAGCUGUUACCCUGUCUCCAUUGCUACGGAUGUGGACCCUCAUGUCCAAGCCCUCAGCCAGCUGAAGAACCAAGCACUGAUGAGCCCUGCCGAUUUCUCCUGCAUCCUAGCCUAUACCACAGAGCUUCAGGAGGUUGUGGAGAAGCUCUCUGAAAACCAGAAAACCCACCUGCAAGAUCAAUGUGCAGACCAGGGUGCUGAGAGCAAGGGUGCCCUUGGCUUAGUCUCCCGGAACCUGCUGUCCAGUUGCCAGGAGCUCUUGAAAACAGAGCAGCCCCUCAGAGAGCUGCAGGAGGUGCUGAGGGUGACAUUUGACCACCUGGUUCAACUGGCAGUGGGCUGCUUCCAGGUGACACACUGCCAGCUAUGCAGGCAGAGGCAGCCAGAGCUUGAGGCUGCACUCAUGGAUGUGGUGGGCACCUACCACCAGCUUGUGCAUGCUGUUCACCAGCAGCUUUGCAGGCAAAGCUGCCCAGAUCUGGGUGCCAAGCUCCUUGCCCGCCAACACACAGCCCUCACUGCUGCCAUGUUUUAUCUCCUGCAGCAAUUCAGGGCACAACCAUUGUUGUGAAGGAGCUGUUAAGUGGCAUGCAAGGGUGAGAAAGAGCCCAUACAUGUUCCUUCAGUCCUCUACCAGGCUCUCCACCAUGGGCUGUUCCACCCCACAGGACAUGCUUAUGCUUAGCUCCAUCAAGGGCUGCCUGUCCCACCUGGGGAGGCAGCCAUGGGGCAGUGCUUGCUUUAUGUAAUUCCAUGUUCUCUUAUAUAAGCAAACUUUAGUGGCUUAUGUAUCUUGCUUGGGCCUUGUCCCUCAUCUCUCAAAAGCUUGAAGGCUGCCACUCUCAAGGUGUUGUCCUGGCCAUCCUCUGCCACCUGUGGAGAAAGGCAGGAACUUUUUGGCUUGCCCUUCCUCCUCCUUAUUCUUCAGGCAGACACUGAAGUAGAGUGUAUCAAACUCUUCCCCCGACUCCAGAUGGAGGAACUUAGGCUGCUUUGUCUAUAUUCUGUGGUUGAGGAUGUGUCAGGACUUGGAAACCUUGGAAGCCGUGCUGCAUUUCACUGCUUUUUCGUGAAGGAUGGCAGAGGGUUGUCACAAGUGAGGGAGCAGCACCACAGCCUUCUCUUCUUGACACGGUUUCUGCGCCUCAGGCAGCUCUUUCUAUUUGCUAGUGCUUGAGGAAAUCCCCAAUUAACUCCACCCUCACCUGCAUUGAUCCCUGAGAUUCCACCCCUCAUCUAUGGCGAUGACCUCUCAGCUGGCUGCUUGGAGAGGGGACAAGUACCCAGCCUCCUGGGUAGCUCUCCCAUGCCCCCGGUGUCCCAGUGCUGGGUGGCAGCAGUUUGCACCUAAAGCCCAUCCGUUUGUGGACCCCAGAAAGCCAGCACUAUGCUGGCGACAUCAUCUCCGGCGGAGAGGGCAGAGGCAGCUCCAAUGGCUGCCCGCAGUGAAUGGUAUGUUGAGAAGCUGUUGCUGCAGCUGAGCAUGCCCAGAAUGGAGGAGUCUGCAGCAGGCAGUAGCACAACUGAGGACACAGCUCUGCCCAUCCAUAUUAUCUGCUCUGCACCAAGGCAACAAGGGACAUGAUCUGCCUGGGAGUCUGGCACACGUGAGCGAGGCCACUUCCACUUUUCACUCAGUCUCUAUUAGAAGCUGCACUUUAGUAUGAAAGAGAAUGGCAGGAGGACAGAAGAAAGUGCCGCAGCACUCCUGAGACAUGGCUAGUCAGCCAGGCUGACUGUAGCGCAGGAGUCCAGCAGCCCACAGCAAACCCUUUCAGCCAGUGCUCCCACAGCUGCUUGUAGGAAGCCAGCUACCAGGGCAUGCUGUUUCCCUGACCAUACAGGGACAGGGUGAACAAAGCACCAUCUGACACUGCUGGCUGCCUGGGUUCAUGUAAGCUACUGUGUGAGGGCUGUCACCAUUGCAGUGUCUCGCAGUGAAGCUCGAGUGCAGCUCUGUAACUGCACACCAGCAGCUGAAGGGCAGUGGGAAUGAAAAAAGUAAGAUCUGAAGUGUGCCCAGGACACUUAACAGCCCACAGGGCACAGCAAGGGUGCAGGCACCAGCACACACAAAUUCAACCUCUGCAGGGAGCAGCAC